AAUAUGAUUUGAAUCUCAAGUUUUUGUGUGUUUGUUAUGAUUCUUGUUAUCGUAUUCUUGAUACGAUAAUCGGAAAUAUUUUUUAUCGGAAGAUCCCAACUGUUUUAAUCUUGUGAAAUUUUCAAUGUCAGUUAAUUUUGAUGCUAUGGCAAACAGCAGAUUAAAAGUCACAGUCACCUGAUUGAGUUGAGCUCGGUUUACCUGUUCGUAUUUUGGUAAUACGAUAUUGAUGUAGGUUAAAUCAUUGAAAUGAAAGUAUUUAUAGCAUUUGAUGAUCACGGAUUGAAUUUUAUAUCCACAGUUUUAAUCCACCAGGACUCGUGAUUAACAUAGUUGGGAAACACAAGUUAUCAAAAUGAUAACUGUUUCAAUGUUAAAGUGGUUUUCAAAAAUAAAACUCAUCAUGCUACUGGCUUUUACUUUGAAAUGAGCGGUACAAUGUUGGUACAAUAUUGGUAAUUAAUGAGAAAUUAACUUUAUUCGUUAUUUAUUUCAGUGUAAAACUAUUUUCACUGUUAGUUGGUUAACCCAAUGCUUAAACAACUCUUAAAAUUUCCGCGAGUUAAUUAAGAAUCGGAAAGUGCCUAACAUUUCUUUCCUUUGUUUUGUUUAUGGUUUCAAGAUUGGUUUUAAGCUUUUAGUGAAUAAGUUUGUUGUUUUAAAAUGUUAUUAAUUUUGAUAACACUGAUUAGUGUUUACUUUACCCCGAGUCAAUUGCUGGAAGAAUCAACAUUUAAAGUGAAUAGCAAUUAUAAUAGACCUGUCAUUGGAAUACUAACAUUACCUGAUGAUGACACCGGUAAUCGUACAUCGCCUUCCAAUUUUCCUGCCAGUUAUGUGAAGUUCAUUGAAUCAGCUGGUGCACGAGUCCUUCCAGUUUUCAUUGGACGUGAUGAAGAUUAUUACAAAUCAAUUAUGAAUAUAACCAAUGGAAUGCUGUUUACUGGUGGAUCAACUAAUCUGAGAGAUUCAAUUUACACUUCAACAGCUUCAAUUAUCUGGUCAUAUGCUCUUCAGUUGAAUCAAGCUGGAGAUUACUAUCCACUUUGGGGAACUUGCCAAGGCUUUGAAUUAUUCCUUUAUUUAGUCAGUGAUCAACAAUGGCCAUUAGUUUCCUGCUCAGCCAUUAAUUUGGCUGGAAAAGUUACUUUCUUAUUAGACGAUAAACAACUCAAAGAAACCAAAUUGUUCAAAAAUGCUCCAAACUCUAUCAUAAAGGCACUUGCAAAUGAUCCGGUAACUUUCAAUUGGCAUGAUUGGUGUUUACCAGUUGGAUAUAUGUAUUUACCAAAAUUGCAAGCUUUUUUCACUGCCAUGUCAAAAAGUGUCGAUUAUAAAGGAUUGGAAUUUAUUUCAAUGAUUGAAGCAAAAGAUUUUCCAUUUUAUGGUGUUCAAUUUCAUCCCGAGAAGCCUCCUUAUGAGCCAGUAAUUAAUCCUCGUUAUACUAAUACUCCACAAACACUGGAGGCCAUAUUGGUUAGCCAAUAUUUUUCCAAUUUUUUCAUCAGUGAAACCAGAAAGAGUCACCAUAUUUAUCCUGAAACAGAAUAUUAUCGAUCUCAAUUAAUCUACAAUUACUGUCCUCAAUACACAGGAAUCAACGCAUCUGCAUCAAAUGUCGAGACAUAUUACUUCUACUAAAAUUAUGAUCUACUGCAGCAGUCAAUAAACAGCUAAAGCCAUAAUUAUCCAGUAAAAAAUAUCGUUGGCUGAGAAAUAGCCUCAAGUGGUUAAAGAUUGAAUAAAGAUUUUUUACAAACAUUUCUAACAUCAGAGUCAAUGUCUUCUCAAACUUAUUGUAUCUUCAUAUUUGGUUUGAAAUGUACCACAAUCUGGACUUCCAAUGUUAACUUAAUUUGUCAAAAUGAUACUUUUAAUUGGUGGUUAAUUCAAAAUCAAUAUAAUUUUGGAUUCUACCCGAAUCUUGCAAUGAACAUCGCAAGAAUAUUUAUGUAAACAUUCAAUACAUCGCAUGAUUUGCCUAACAUUAAACUCACAAAAGCUCAGGAUUACAUAAAACUUGAGCGUAAUUUUGAAAGAAAUAAUAUUCUCUACUUUUGAUUAUAAUGGUUGGGAUAAUUAUCAUAAUUGUUUCAAAAAUGCUGUAAACACAAUGAAGUGUUGUUGCCCUUUCAAGAUUUGCCUAAUUGAAGAUGGCCCUUGCUUUGUUAUCUGAUCUUUAUCACCUUAAUCAUCCACGUCCUCUUCAUCAUCGUCAUCAUAAGCCUCCUCCUUCUUCCUAGACAUUUGUGAAGAAAGAGAAAGAGAAAGGAUAGCGACCGGUUCGAUCGGUUUCAUUACUGUUUUGAAAGUAAGUGGAUAACCCUUUUUAUUUCACCAAGCGCUUGAGGCUAAACAAAGAUAGAAAUGAUGAUAAUGAUGACGAUGAUGGCAAUUGCCUUAAUAAAAAAUAUUUUCUGUUUUUCUUUUAACUCGAUCUGUAUUACAAUCCAAUUGUAUUGAAGAGCAUAUUUUAACUUUCGUGGUCGCCAUCCAUCUAAUCUUGUCGUUAAAGGGAGUGUGUUAAGGCUGGGUCUGAAGUAUAUGUCCGAGGCUAUGAAAAGGGGCGAAACAGAGGGAUCAGGGCAAAUUGCACUAAGUAAUUGUACACUAAGUGUCCACUGUAAAGUUAAUUAUACUGUUCAUCUCCCUCGGCCUUUCUCUCUUGCAACCCAAUCUCUCUUUUUCUGGUCCAGUAUUUAAGAUUGAACCAUUUUUACGGCAUUCACUUCUUUCUGUCUAACUCAGUUACUUCUUCUUACUUUCAUCAUUCUUGAAAAUUUCACCAAUUUUUCAUCAGUAAAAAUGAAACUCGGACUAGUUAUCGCAACUUUCAUUUGCUUAUUUGCUGUCGCCUUAGCUUAUCCUUAUCCUUACAGACGCGGAGGAUUUGGUAAUGGAUUCGGAGUCGGAAUGGGAAGUGGCUUCGGUGGUUCAGGCUUUGGAGCUGGUUUUGGAGCAGGAUUCGGUGGCGGCUCUGGUUAUGGACCUGGUGCUGGCUACGGUAGUGGAUACGGAGGUGGUUCUGGCUUUGGUGGACCAGGCUUCGGUGGUGGCUCCGGGUUUGGAGGUGGCAUGGGAGGUGGUUACGGUUUCUGAGUAUCAUCUCUGAGUCUAUCUUUAAACAGUGACUAGUGUUGCGAUAAUAUUAUUGUAUUGAUACUUGUAACUAAAAAUCAAACUCAAAAUUUAAUAUUAAACUUAAAUGGUUAAAGUAAC
Messenger RNA from Tetranychus urticae (two-spotted spider mite), 3219 nucleotides. Lineage: Eukaryota; Metazoa; Arthropoda; Arachnida; Trombidiformes; Tetranychidae. The record is from RefSeq and is a predicted model, not a curated record.